AUGCCAUAUCUACUGACCCAAAAACCGUCACCUGAGAAAGAGUCCUCUCUCUUAACACAGAACAUAGUUGAGAACCUGGGUACACAGAACAGUCCAGUUAGAGACCCAGAGAAACUUCUCCAGGAUAUGGAUGUCAACAGACUCAGGGCUGUUAUAUAUCGUGAUGUGGAGGAAACCAAGCAAGCACAGUUCCUGUCAUUAGCCAUUGUUUAUUUUAUCUCGGUGCUGAUGGUAUCAAAGUAUAGAGACAUCCUGGAACCUCCCACCAAUGCUCCCUCCUCUCCUCCCCCACCUCCCCAGACAGCUCACACCAAUGGGGCAUUCACACAACACCAUUUCUCAGGUACUGAGCGCACAGGAGAAGUUGAUGAGGAUGGUGAAUAUGAGGUUAUUGUUGUAGAUCAACAUAAUUCCUCCAUUCUAGCAUCAGACCCCUGUUCCACUGCCUCCUCAGGACCUCCAUCUCUUAAGUCUAACCACACUCUAGGAACUGGUCCUGUUCCUAAGUAUGGUUGUAAUGCGUAUGGGGCUAAGGUUACCAAACCUGUAGCUCGCAACAACAUGAUAAACCCCAAGGGCUCUGAAGUUGGUGAAGCUGGAAGUGAUGUUGGAUCAGCAGCUGUCAGCCUUAAUGAGGAACAGAAUGCACAGCCAACUGAUGAUGCUUGGACUGAUGUCAACCUCAAUGAUGGAACACCUGAAGAAGUUGAAACCAAAUCCCAGAAAUCUGUGUAUGGUGUAGGAGAGACAAGUGAGGUGACGCAGCAGCAGCAGCUUUCUACACAGCAGCAAGUAGUACCACCCCAGAUGCCACCACCUCAAUCUCUGUCACAGCAAGACCCUCAGCAGCAGCUCUCUGGCCAGAUUUCAGUGCUCUCAUCUCCGUCCAACAUGCCUGAUCCAGUGACAUCCUCGGUGAAGCACCAUCGACCAGAAGACCUCAACAUCAAGCCUUUCCUUCACUCAGACUUACCCAUCCCGACCCCAUCACGUGAAGCCUCCCUCACCCAGAAAUUGGAGAUGGCUUUAGGGUCGGUGUCUCCUCUAUUAAGGGAGAUCAUGGUGGACUUUGCCCCAUUUCUAUCCAAGACGCUGGUGGGCUCCCAUGGACAAGAGCUCCUCAUGGAAGGUAAAGGACUGAUGACAUUCAAGCACAGCCAGAGUGUAGUGGAGUUGGUGAUGUUGCUGUGUUCACAAGAGUGGCAAAAUUCUCUCCAGAAACAUGCAGGUCUUGCUUUCAUUGAACUGAUUAAUGAGGGAAGACUUCUUUCACACGCCAUGAAGGACCACAUAGUGCGUGUUGCCAACGAAGCUGAGUUUAUCCUCAACAGAAUGCGAGCAGAUGAUGUGCUCAAGCAUGCUGACUUUGAGUCUUUAUGUGCUACAACGGUACUGGAAAGACGGGAAGAGGAGAAAAUGUGUGAUCAUCUUAUCACAGCUGCAAGGAGAAGAGAUAACGUUGUUGCUGCACGUAUUCUCGACAAGAUAACUAAUAUUCUAUCCAAUAAACAUGGUGCAUGGGGUAGUGCACAUCAUGCCUUGAACAAAAGUGCUCCUCCCCAGUUCUGGAAGUUGGAUUCCUGGGAAGAUGAUUCUCGUAGGAGAAAACGCUUUGUGCCAAACCCUCUUGGGUCUUCCCACCCAGAAGCGACUCUGAAGGCUGCCAUUGAACAUGGAGCACCUGAAGAUGCCAUUUUACAGGCAAGAGAAGAAUUCCACGCUCAACUGGCAGCACAGAGACGAUCCUUGCAGCAGCCUCUGCAGUCUCCUGACCUCUUAGAUGACUCAGAGCUCACUACUGAUGAUCGUGACCUUGAUGCUGAUGUUACCGGCAUGGUGAACAUGAGCACUCGUGCAAAGUUGGUUGCGCCAGGACUCGUGGUGCCAGGAACCGUGUCUAUCACCGCGGCCGAACUGUACUUCGAAGUCGACGAAGAGGACCCCGAAUUUAGGAAAGCUGAUCCAGAGGUAAGUACAGACUGA
This is a messenger RNA of Penaeus monodon (black tiger shrimp), 1983 nucleotides long. Its product is annotated as neurobeachin-like. Bases 1 to 1983 code for a protein of 660 amino acids. The transcript has 13 exons. The record is from RefSeq and is a predicted model, not a curated record. NCBI's taxonomy places the organism in Eukaryota, Metazoa, Arthropoda, Malacostraca, Decapoda, Penaeidae.